This is a messenger RNA of Ilex paraguariensis (yerba mate), 1307 nucleotides long. The record is from the annotation of a GenBank genome assembly. Lineage: Eukaryota; Viridiplantae; Streptophyta; Magnoliopsida; Aquifoliales; Aquifoliaceae.
GUCCGGCCAAACAGGUGGUAAUACAUACCCAGUUGGUUGCAUGAUUGAUCCUAGGUUUCAUGUCGAGUUAUCAAGACACUGUACAGGCUAAGAUCUUUAAGUUUAGUUCUGUCUGGAUACACUGCCAAGUCUAUCUGAUGGGGUGGGGAAACAUCUACAGAAGGCGCAUGAGAGUGUUCACAUUGGCUAUUGUAAUUUACAUGGAUUAUAAGGCUUUACAGCAGAGAGAGAAAUGGAUGAGCAAAACAAAAAGGGCUGAUCUAUGGCAGAAAGCACAUGAGCGUAAUGCAAAGCGUGUCCUUAAUUUAAUGAUAGCGUUGGAAGGUUUGUGGGUUAAACUUGGACAGUACUUAUCCACACGUGCUGAUGUGCUCCCUGAGCCCUAUAUAUGCCUUCUAAAGCAGUUACAGGACUCUCUUCCUCCGCGUCCCUUGGAAGAGGUUUGCCAGACUAUACAAAAAGAACUGGGGAAAUCCAUGGAUGAUCUCUUCUUAAAUUUUGACAAAAUACCUUUGGCAACAGCAUCGAUAGCACAAGUUCAUCGUGCAACUCUGACCAACGGGCAGGAGGUGGUUGUUAAAGUCCAACAUGAAGGCGUGAAGACAAUAAUAUUGGAGGACCUAAAAAAUGCGAAGUCAAUAGUUGACUGGAUAGCAUGGGCAGAACCACAAUAUAACUUCAACCCUAUGAUAGAUGAAUGGUGCAAAGAAUCUCCCAAGGAACUAGACUUCAACAAUGAGGCAGAAAAUACAAGGACAGUCUCUAGAAAUCUAGGAUGCAGUCACAAAUGUGAUGAAUAUGUGCCGGCCAAUCGGGUGGAUGUAUUGAUUCCGGAAGUUAUUCUGGCUAUACAUUUGGUUAUUGCUCGUGCUAAGCUAGAGGAUACCCUUAUGAUGUCAACAAGAUCUAAUGACACUAUUUACCCUCUAAGUCUAAGAGAUAGAACGGAUCCAAGUGGAUUGGUAUGGAUUAUAGUGCCAAGUGCAACGCCCCCAGACAUGACUCCCCAUGUGCGAUGCCCCCCGAUGCGACACCGCAGCUGCAAGCACCCAGUGCAACACCGCAACUGGGCGAAAUACAUCUCCAUCACAUUGGAAGUGAUAAAAUGGACUCUUCACCAUAGGUGGACAAGAGUGGAACCAAAAAAUUUUGGGGGCAACCUCAGCAAGACUCGCUACCCCCGCUGCAGGAGUCAUAUUCUCAACCUAUUGGACACCAUUGUUCGACUGACCUACUGGACUAAGAGGAGGGGUCUCCACCUAGGGACCGGGCAGUAUGACCCUCCUCAAGGAAGAACUGAGCAAUGA